AUUAAGAUCCUUAUGAAGAUUGAAGAAGUAUUGAAACAAAAGCAAAAGCAAAAUAAUGAUAUCAUCACAGUAAAUCUUCCUGGACUGGAUGAAGCUGGUGUAAGUAUAUAUGAAGCAAUACAUAAGAAAUAUAAUGCAGAAAUAAUUGGGAACAAGCUUUUCAUCAAAUUUGACGGGCUGACUAAAGAAGAAUUACAUACAAGACUAGGCGUUUCAGUCGUGACACAUAAUCCAAAUUGGGCUACAGGAUCUAAUGUAAUAUGUAUCGUACAAGGGGCCCAUCUUCGACCUGACCUUGGCAUAUGGUUUCAGAGGCCGGCGCUUUUACAACGGUUAUACCCCAUUUCCAAUCCAUAUCCACCACCAAACGUGUGGAUUGAGGUGUUUUUUAAUAACACAAUAGACCGCGACAAUGCCUUAGAUAAAAUUGCUUUUGUUCAACGAAUCCAUCCAAGAAUUGAAUGUGUUGGGAUUGGUCUUUCCACUUCAGCUAUUCCUUACCUUGCAAAUCCGAAUCCUGGGGUAGCUUCAACUCCUGCAAUCCCUCAAAACAGCCGACCCAGGCGAGGUCCCUAUCUAAUCCAUUGGGACAUCAACAACAAUCCAGUCUUCUAUAAAAUUGGCAGGUGGAAUGAGCAUCUUGUGUUGAGAUGUGGAUGGAUGCUCCAAUUUAAUAUG
Messenger RNA from Paraglomus brasilianum, 678 nucleotides. The record is from the annotation of a GenBank genome assembly. Lineage: Eukaryota; Fungi; Glomeromycota; Glomeromycetes; Paraglomerales; Paraglomeraceae.